Messenger RNA from Pseudozyma flocculosa PF-1, 687 nucleotides. RefSeq lists its product as uncharacterized. The record is from RefSeq and is a predicted model, not a curated record. Bases 1 to 687 code for a protein of 228 amino acids. The transcript has a single exon. Lineage: Eukaryota; Fungi; Basidiomycota; Ustilaginomycetes; Ustilaginales; Ustilaginaceae.
AUGUCCUACUACCCUGGCGGCCCCGGCGGGUCCAGUUACCCUGGCGGUCCCCAGUCGUCGUACCCGGGCGGCCCUCAAUCGUCGUACCCAGGAGGCCCGCAGUCGUCGUACCCGGGAGGUCCCCAGUCAUCUUACCCCGGCGGUCCUCAAUCGUCGUACCCCGGCGGGCCCGGUGGCUUCGGCGGCCCCGGCGGAAACCCUCCGUACCCUGGCGGCCCUGGCGGCGGCUACCCGGGCGGACCUGGUGGCUACGGUGCCUCUCCCUCUCCCUCUCCCGGGCCCGGAGGCUUCCAGUCGCCACCGCCUCACGACCAGCAGGGGUACAACAGCAACCUCCCUCCCGCGCCGUACGGUGGCGCCAACCCGGGCCAGAACACCGACCACCAGGGCGUGCAGUACGACGCGCAGGGCAACCCGCUGCCCGACGGCGAGCGCGGUCUGGGCACCAUGGCGGCGGGCGCGGGCGCCGGCUGGCUCGGCAACAAGAUGACGGGCAACCACAUGGGCACGUUUUCGUCCAUGGCCGGCGGCGCCAUUGCCGCGCAGCUGGGCAAGAAGCUGUUUGAAAAGUUUGACGACAAGAAGAACCACCAGAACCCGCCCUACGGCGGCGGCGGCGGCUACGGCGGUGGACCCCCGCCCAAUCCGGGCCACCACGGCGGCGGCGGCUUCUUUGGCAAGUUCUAG